AUGGCCAUCAUUUAAUUAUUUUAAUGUUCUAUCUGUGAUAAUAGUGACUAGCCUAAUACACUAAAAAUGUGUACUGUUAUGUGUACUGUUACAAAAUUUAUUUAAUUGUUAUUUACUUAUAUCGUGUAGAAAUACCAAGUUUAGAAUUGUAUUUCAUAUAUUCAUAUUAUUAUAUUCUUAAAAUUCUUAGUUUCUGACUUUCUGUUCUAUUCUCGAUAUUUAGUGUCAGAAAUCAAUUCAAUGCAUGGAUGAUUACAAAAUAAUACAAAUUAUGACUUGGUAGAAACAGUAAAUACCUACCGGUCCUACCUAUAUGUAAUUGUAUUUAUGAUUAUAAUUUUUGGAAUGAAGAAGAAUGGCUACCAGAACAGAAGAUUUUGUUACAAUAGCAAGUAUUAUAAAACGCGAAAUUCAGAAACGCAAGAAACAAAAAAAAACCAAAAAUGAGUUGAUAAAUUGUAUUCUUAUAUCUAAUGCUUCAGCUGAAGAUGAAACAGAACUGAUAUUAUCAAAAAAAAAAAAGAAAAAAAAAAAAGAAGGCAAAAAAAAGGUACAAAAUAAUAAAAAAUUAAAAAACGAUAAAUCUAUAUUGACGAUACAAAAGCAUUGUACUGAGACCUGUGAUGACAACGACAAGCAUUUGAUUAAAAACAAAACAGGGUAUUCUAAUUUAAGCAAAGAUGAAUUCACAAAAAAGAUUCCUAUUGCCAAUACUUCAGAAGGCGACUCUUUAUUUAAAAAAAAAAAGAAGAAAAAGAAGCGAGAUAAAAUAAUGGUGCCAAAUGUUAAUAAUUUCGAAAACGAUAUAGCUACAUUGAGAGUAGAGAAGUUUUAUACUGAGACCUGUGAUGGCAAUUACAAACAUUUGAUUAAAGACAAAACAGGGUAUUCAAAUUUAAGCAAAGAUGAAUUCCCAAGAAAUAUUCCUAUUGCUAAUACUUCAGAAGGCACCUCUUUAUUUAAAAAAAAGAAGAAGAAAAAGAAGCGAGAUAAAAUAAUGGUACAAAAAGAUAAAUAUUUGAAAAAGGAUAAAAGUACAUUGAAAGUAGAACAAUUGUAUAAUGAUACCUGUGAUGACAAUGACAAGCAUUUGUAUAAAGACGAAACAAUGGACUAUAAUUUCAACAAAGAUGAAUUGAUAAGAAGGAUUUCCAUUGCUAAUGCUUCAGAAGAUGUCUUGUUAUUUAAAAAAAAGAAGAAGAAAAAGAAGCGAGAUAAAAUUAUGGUACAAAAAGAUAUAUAUUUGAAAAACGAUAAAAGUUCAUUGAAAGUAGAACAAUUGUAUAAUGAUACCUGUGAUGACAAUGUCCAGUAUUUAAAUAAAAUCAAUUUAAGUGCUUCCAAUUUAAAAAAAGACAAUUCAACAAUAAGUAUUCAAAUUGCAAAUGCUUCAGAACAUGAUGAAGAAUUGACAUUGUUUUUAAGUCCAUUAAAAAAGUCCAAGUUAAAGAAGAAAAAAUCUAAGAUGGCAAUAAAAGAAGAUACUGAGUUGUCAAAAUAUGAAUCUAUACAAAGAAAUAUUAAAAAUAUGGAAGACCUGAAAAAAUAUAUAUCUGAAGAGCAGUCAAAUGAGAUUCACAAUGAUCCUGCCAUGAUUAACACUCCUUAUAAUUCGAGAAUUUCAAAAGUCCAAAAAGAGGAGUACCCUGAUUUAUUUCAAAAAUUAUUCAAGAACAAAAAGAAAGAUAAGAAAAAAUCUUUUAAGGCCGAUAAGAAAUAUUCGAAAAACGAUUCCCUUCAAUCAGUAGACAUGUAUAUGGAGACAUAUUAUGAUAGUAAUAAUUCUAUUGACGAUGACGGCGAAAAGAAAUUGGAAUUGUUUGAUUCUUUGGACGAUCACACGUUGGAAUAUCGAACUAUGACCGACACAGGUAUGUAUUAUGGCCAAUAUUGUAAUCAAACAUUUAACAACGCCAACGGUCUACACAGUCACGAAAAUGUUCUCACUGGAAACACUCCUCUUCAGUGCGAUGUUUGUUUUAAAACGGUUAGUUGUAAAUCUAAAUUGCAUAUGCAUAAAAGAACGCACACUGGGGAGAAACCAUAUGCUUGCAACGUUUGUGCAAAUUCAUUUUCAAGGAAAGAAACUCUGGUUGUACAUAAAAGAACGCACACCGGGGAGAAACCAUAUGCUUGCAAUAUUUGUGGCAAGUCAUUUAUGGCGCAAAGAAAUUUGGUUAGACAUAAAAGAACGCACACCGGGGAGAAACCAUAUGCUUGCAAUGUUUGUGGCCAGUCAUUUUUGGAGCAAGGAAGUUUGGUUAGACAUAAAAGAACGCACACCGGGGAGAAACCAUAUGCUUGCAACGUUUGUGCAAAUUCAUUUUCGCAGCAAGCACAUUUGAUUUCACAUAAAAGAACGCACACUGGGGAAAAACCAUAUGCGUGUGACGUUUGUGCAAAUUCAUUUUCAAGGAAAGAACAUCUGGUUGUACAUAAAAGAACGCACACCGGGGAGAAACCAUAUGCUUGCAAUAUUUGUGGCAAGUCAUUUAUGGCGCAAAGAAAUUUGGUUAGACAUAAAGGAACGCACACCGGGGAGAAACCAUAUGCUUGCAAUGUUUGUGGCCAAUCAUUUUUGGAGCAAGGAAGUUUGGUUAGACAUAAAAGAACGCACACCGGGGAGAAACCAUAUGCUUGCAACGUUUGUGCAAAUUCAUUUUCGCGGCAAGCACAUUUGAUUUCACAUAAAAGAACGCACACUGGGGAAAAACCAUAUGCGUGUGACGUUUGUGGGAAUUCAUUUUCGCACAAAGACACUCUGGUUAUACAUAAAAGAACGCACACCGGGGAGAAACCAUAUGCUUGCAACGUUUGUGGCCGACUUUUUUCUGCUAAAUCAGCUUUAGUUGUACAUUGUAGAAUACACACAGGUGAAAGACCAUACGAGUGCGGCUAUUGUGAAAAAAAGUUCACAGCAGGCGGUGAACGUACAAGACAUAUACGAAGAGUUCAUAACAAAUGUUUUUAAACUCUUUAUGAACGUUUGAAUUCGUCUGCUUGGGCUUUCGGAACGAACAAGAAACAAAACCAUAUAUAGUUCUCACUCUCAACGACGAUUGUCCGUUGUGAAUAAAACCUUGUAUACAGCUGUAUAGUAGCUGCGGUGCACACUGGUGUCUGACGUUAUAGUGUUAUACUUUCAUCGAUCGUCCUCGAAAUUGGUCGGACCAGGAAGCAUAUAAGCAUUCUGGGGUCGGUUUCGGCACCUGUGUUUAACUACGCACUCUCAUUGGUCAAUUUUAAAUUACCGCCAAGUUUAAUAUCGCAUAUUAUAUAAAUUGUUACUUCGAAUUUGAAAAGGCGCGUAAUUAGAAUUAAUCUAUGCAUACGUUGCAUGCGUACUUAUUAUCAAAUGGGUUUCUAAUUCCACACCAUGAACCUAAUUCUUCUUAGUUCAUGGUCCACACAAAUAUAAAAAGAUGGUUUGAUCUGAAAGAUAAGAUAAAUUAUUACAUACUAUAAUAUGAAUAUAAUAUUAUGUACCUACUUUCAUAUUAUAUUAAUAUAGUAUGUAAUAAAUAAUAAUAGUAUUAAAAUAAAGUAAAUGAUUGUAAUAUAAAAUAUAACUAGAAUUAGACAGUAGACAGUGUACAGGUGAGUAGUUAUUAUAUCCUCCUGAGGCCCAACGUCCAUUAUAAUGGACAAUUAUUAUUACUGUUUUAGCGCCCAAGCUUAAUUUUGUUUUUGUAUUUUUAUAAACCCGUUGUCCAUUACAGUGGACAUUUUCUCUUAUCACCACAAAAGCCCGCCAAUUUUUUUUUGCUUAUCUUAUACUUCUGUCAAUAUAACCUUAAACUAGUGAUAAUUUGGGAGGAUAAACAUGACGUGUUUGAUAAUUUUUAUCUGUUACCAUUUCAGCAAGCUGUACAACUCACGAUUUAAGAUAUCUUAAAUCGUGGUACAACUCCAAAACACAGUAUCUGUAUUUUUCAUAAUUUGAUAUGAAAAUGAUUUUUGUAAAGUACGUCAGGCCGCCAACUUAACUUCAUCCUUAUGACUUGAAACUUCAUAUCGUUAUCAAGGAAAUACAUAGAAUUCAAUUUAAAUCGACAAAAUGGUAUUUUUAGCAGUUUCAUUAAGCUGUAAUUGUAGAUACUGUGUUUUGAAAUUUAUAGAAAAAUUUGAAAAUCCUAUCACAUUUAAUUGAAAACAGUAUGUGUAAAUUAUAUUUUUAUAUAAAAACUAAGGCCAUUUAGGGGGGUAUUUAAGAGGGGUGAUGGGUCAACCGUCUCCUCCUAGAUCUAUAUUUUGUAUUCAAUAUUUUGAAAAAUCAUAAAUCCUAUUUAUCAAUCGGCAAGAAGACGUGGCAUAGUGAAAAAUCGAGUCGCCCUAUUCCUCCUAGAAUGAAGUCUAAGUACUCCCCUAACUCCAAUGAACUAACAAAUAUUUAAAUUGUUUUUUAAGUGGAGUAUUUUCACAAACUUGUAUGAAAGUUAUCAAAAACCAAUAAACAGUUUUAUAUAAUAAUAACAACAAAAUAAUAUAAACAAAAUAAAUAAUAGUAAAACAUAAUAAAAUAAUUGUAAUACAAUUAAAAAAUUAAAACAAAUAUGUGUCACUUUCUUUAUUACAUAAAAGAUAUAAUUUGAAAAUACCUAGUCUUCAGGUAGAACAAUUUUUACAGUUUUAUAUAAUAAUAACAACAAAUAUAAAUAAAAUAAAUAAUAGUAAAACAUAAUAAAAUAAUCAUAAAGUACUAUUCAGUCUUUAUUAAGUCUUAUUCAUAAUCCGUUAUGAAAGCAUUACCAAGGUCCAUCUCAUCAACCAAAUCUUCUGAAGUGGCAGACACUGGAAGAUUUAUCUAAAAAUGUUUCCUGUUUUCUGGCAUUGCUGGAACAAGUUUGUCAAUGAUUCCUUUUUUUUUACUGAGGUUAAUUCCUCUAUGUUGAUCAAUUUUUUUAGGAGCAUAUUAUGUUUUAAUGCCUUUCAAAAAUUUUUUUUGUAUGAAGUCUAAAGUCUUUGGCUCUCCAUUAAAAUCUGUCCAGUAUUCCAUAGAAGUCGAUCCUCUUGUAAAUUUGGCCAUAACAACACUGUUAAUUUUAAAUCCAUACAAUGUAUCUGUUUUUACAUUGGUAGUCCUUUUUUUGUUUUGCCACUCAUAAAAAUCUUUCAAUUCUAAAAUAUUUAAAUUUUGUCGGCUUUGAGAAAUACAAUUCUUAAGGUCUUCAAAGUCAUAUAUAUGCCUUAUUUGUUUAAAUUUUUUUUCAAUGUUUCCAUGCACCCCAUCAGCAGUCAUAUGGGUAUGACCCUUAGUUAGGUAUUUCAUUGUUACUGAUUUUGUAUUUUGAAAUAAUGAAUUUGUUGAAUUUAAGUUACAUACCAAUGCAGUGUAUAAGGUCCAAUUUUUGUUCUGGCCAGUGCAAUUAUCAGCCCAGAAAAUAAAAUCUUGUACAUCUCUUUGGUUACUAAUUAAAGCCAAUAUUGAGUCAGUUACAUUUUCAGCUUUACGCCCAGCAAUGGCUUCAUGCCAAAG
Messenger RNA from Metopolophium dirhodum (rose-grain aphid), 5476 nucleotides. Its product is annotated as zinc finger protein ZFP2-like. The record is from RefSeq and is a predicted model, not a curated record. Gene Ontology annotation, molecular function: RNA polymerase II cis-regulatory region sequence-specific DNA binding; DNA-binding transcription factor activity, RNA polymerase II-specific. NCBI's taxonomy places the organism in Eukaryota, Metazoa, Arthropoda, Insecta, Hemiptera, Aphididae. Gene Ontology annotation, biological process: regulation of transcription by RNA polymerase II. Gene Ontology annotation, cellular component: nucleus. The coding region runs from base 356 to 2971 and encodes 871 amino acids. The transcript has 20 exons.